GUCGUAACCGUUCCCGGUCAGAUGCUCUUUCCGUGUUGCAUCGCGCUGCACCGCGCGCCGCGCCAUUCCCUUUUUACUUCCCUUUUCUUCCGCCACGUGCAUUCAGCGACAACGUGGCGGUGACCGUUGUGCCGCGCGCGCCGCACGUUCUCACCUGUGAUUAGUCGACGGACGGGGGUUCGACGAAGGCUCGUUCGGGCUAAUUUAAAAAUAAAUUAAAGCCCGCCGGCACGUCGGUCGCGACUCUACUCCGAUCGAACCAGCCAGUGCACUUCAUUAAGAGUUAAAAGCCGCACUGAACCAAGUCGUCGCGUGUGCGAUUGCAGUAAAGCAGUGCAUACUCGCGCCGGGUCGGAUCGUCGACGGCGUGCACGAUUACGCACUCGCGCCGCUCGUUCCUCGCCGCCGUCGACGCGCAAUUCGCUCGAGUCGAAUUACGUGUGCGAUGACGCGCGGUAAACACGUGCGAGCGUGGCGAUUCACGUCGUCAGUAAGUGCGUGCUAGUGCGUCGCGCAAUCGGAACCCCUUCCCCGAUGGUCCUUGCGAAUAACCUCUAUCUACUACGCGUUAAUGCUCGCGCAAAAACGACCGAACAUAACCUCUAACGGGCCUCUCGAUUUUGCGCGCGUAUCUCGUACGCAUCAUUUAGUCGUAUCAUCUUCGUCUUUGUCUGCAUCGUGCCGCAUUUAGGCGAAUUAGUGGCGUUUGUGCGCGCAUAUUCCUCGACAUUUUGCGUCACGGUCGAAAGAGUGAACGAGGUGCGCGCCGUCGACCAGGAAACGUCCAUUCGCGACGACGUCUCCUCGAGAGAGAACUCCCGGACAGGUCGUGGUCGCGCGAAUAUUCGCGCGAUCCAACUAACUUGUCAUCGACUCUCUGGACAUCGUGAGAGAAAUGUCGACGAUGAAGCACGACGUCUAGGACAUGCUGUCAGUCACCAGUGCAGUCGCUACUGAUCGAGGGAUGUUACUCAGACAGACAUAGAUGAAAUGGCUCGCAGUUUGCCAGAUCGAGUGGCGGGGGCCUACUAUACCCAUGGCCUGUUCCUCUCGUCUCAUCCUAUCGCCGCGAUCUCAAUCGCGAUAUCAGUUCUUCUGUUGUGCUGUUAUCCCCUCGUCAAUUUACCCAUGCCAGGCAAUGCUCCGAAGAUCGUGAUAAACCACACUGCUAUACCAGUCAAUGGCACAGAAACUUCAGUAUUGUACGUUCAGCAAGUAGUGCUCAGGGUCGGAGUGAUACCAUGGGCAGAAGACCUGACCCUGAUGGACGCCUUCAGAGGGCCUCUUUACGAGGUGUUCAACCUCUUGGAGAUUAUACAGAAUUAUCAACACCCAGAAACAUUGAAAACACUGGGCCAAGUGUGCCUACACAUUGAAGCAGUUAAGAAGAGAAAUGGGAAAAAACCAGAAGUUCUACCAGAAUACAACUGCCUUGUGCUGUCACCUGCAAAUCUGUGGCAGCAAAGUAUAGAGUUGUUCUCCCAAGAUACAAAUCUUAUUAAUACAAUAUUUUCUUAUCAGAAUUUUCAGAAGGGUAAGAUAAGUCUCGCGGAGGUGAUGUUUGGAAUGAACCUAAAGGAAACGGGCAUCAAGAGGUAUCCUAUUCGGAUUCGUCAGAGGAUUCUCCAAUACGCUGUGACCAUAUAUUUAAAAGAGUAUGAUCACGAAUUCAUAAAGGGGCUGCAACAUCGACUGAGGAGCUAUUAUAAACUUCAUCAGAAUAAUGUUGACAAUGUCACCGUUGUGGACGCGCAGGACGAAAUGUUGAAUAUCUUCUAUCCCGGGAAAUUCGACUAUAGCGAGUUCUUCCCGUUGAUGAUGGGAAUACUCGUGAUAUUUGGUUACUUAUAUUACUCAGUGCGGAAGAUGGAACUGGUGAAAUCGAAACUUGGUAUCGCGUUCAGUGCUAGCAUAACGGUGAUGGGCUCCUUGUGUAUGACAUUGGGUGUGUGCUUCUUCUUUGGUUUGACUCUCAGUAUGAGCUACAAAGAAGUGUUUCCGUUCCUGAUGAUCUUUAGUCUCGAAAACGUUCUGGUGUUGACCCAGAGUGUCAUCAGCAUGCCCGCGCACUUAGACGUGAAGAUACGUUUCGCGCAGGGGCUAUCAAUGGAGGGAUGGUCCAUCACGAAGACUCUACUAACAGAAGUGACGAUCCUGACCAUCGGAUUGUUCACCUUCGUGCCCGUUAUUCAAAAAUAUUGCAUAUCCGCCAUAGUCGGAUUAGUGAGUGACUUCUUCUUGCAAAUGGCAUUUUACUCGACGGUCUUAGCGAUUGACAUUCGACGAACGGUGCUGUCUAACGAGAACUCGGCCAAGUUUCACUUAUCGCACAUUCCAACAUCGCGCAAACAGCAAUUCACCACUACCAUCACCAACAGGAAGCCUCAUAUAUUUCGCUCCAAGUCUCACCCUAAGUUGAACGGUUUAUACGCUGGUCCGACGAACGUUAUCGCCCCGAAUGCACAAAAUACUCAUACAACGAGCGGAAACAAGAUGCCAAAGCGCCUGAGAUUGGUGAAUUUCUGGGCGCGCACACGUUUCUUUUCAAAUACGUUCAUGAUAUGGAUGGUCGUAUGGAUCAGCAGGAUCAUUUAUGACUCCGGCAUCGUCGAGCACUUUAUACAUUUGAGCGAAACGUUGAAACCAGAAACUGACAUCGACGGAUAUACGAUAGACAGGCCUCAAUCUUUGAGCAAUUAUGUCGAAUUAAGUACUAUCACGCCUAUCUCUGUGUCGUCCGCGACAAUCAGCCCCGAAAGUUUAAACGAGCAGGACCUAAUUAACAACGCUACUGAAGAAUUAAACAAGCUAAAACCUGUUAAUUUUCCACCUUGGAAUAGUUUGUCGCUAUAUCAUUGGUCUUCGAUUCUCGCGAUGUACAACGUCUCGAUCGCCGGUGGGCGAAUGACUAUAUUACCAACGAUAAAACUGUCGUAUGCGAUGAACUCGCAAUUUGUGAAACAGAUCAGCAAUCCGAAUGACGUUCAACAUUUCCAAUGGCAGAGUCUAGCCACCGCCGCGCUCGAUCCUCUCGAUUUCUCCGAUAUGGAGGUACCGUCCAGGUCGGAGGGACGCAUAUUUAAUACGGACGCGCCUUUUGUGCCGUCGAGCCCGAUGGAGAUAUUUUUGGCCGCUCUGCUGUGUCUUAUUAGCGUCAUCGUCGUCGUUUAUACGAUGGUUAUGCUUUAUCGUUGCAUCUGCUCCCGAAAUUACGCGGAGUGGCGGACCAGCUGGCAUCGGCAAGACAAGACACAGGAUUCCGUCACUCAGUUGGUGCUGGAAGCGGUGCCCUUGGUCCUGGAAGGGCAUACGCAGGAAGUGGAGUGCAUAACGACCGACGGUAAUACCAUUGCCAGUACAUGUUUAGCUGGACACAUCAGAGUGUGGGACUCGAUCUCGGGUGAACAAUUGGCACAUAUCGAUAGGCGACAAUUCUUCAGCAGUCCGCAAAAGAUCCCGAACCACACCUCGCCGGAUGCGGACGAGCUGAUGUCGGACUACGAGAGCGGCUCGCCGCCUUCUAGAGGAGAAAUGGAAGCAGCGAAUUCAAUGGCGCUUUACUUGCCGACCUCGGCGAUAUAUCAGCGGAAAUUCUCCAACGUACAAGGAACUAACAGCAUCAACAAUAACAAUAAUCACAAGAGACGAUCUGUGGGAAAUACUUUGGACUGCGAGUAUCAAAUCAACGAGUUUCAUAGCGCCAAGCAGCAACCCUGGUUACGUCGAAGCUUGGAUAACACUUACGAUAUUCCCGAUCUGAAGUCGGCAGUCGAUAUCAGAUUCUCCUCGGUCAAAUUUACACCCACCCAGCAGAAUUAUGAUCGAGGUUUCGAUUUUGGAGAACGGUAUAGAACCUUGUUGGAGAAACACAACAGAUCGCUGGAAGAGAUGCAAAUGUCCAGGACCAGAGAACAGCCGAGCGUGCCUGUCGCCAGAUUGAACAACCGCGGCCUAGUCAACAGCACGUCCUCUAUAAACAUCGAUCGUGUGACACAAAUAUCACACGUCAUAUCCGCGAUUUGGUGUAUGGACUAUCAGGAAAAUCUCAUAGUAGUGGGAUGCGCUAACGGUAGUUUAGAAUUUUGGGAGGGUACGACUGGUAGAUUCAAGUGUUUCUUCGAUGAUGGAUCAGAACUCGGGAUUACUGCUGUUAAACUGAUCGGCAACAGAGUAGUGGCGGCCAAACUAAACGGCGCCGUUGAUUUUCUACAGCUCGAAAGUUACAGCGAAGGCCAUCAGAUUGAUUGGGGUUUUACGUCUUACAGGAGAACUCAUGUGCGAACGGGUAGCGCCGGUUCACCUAUGGACCUAAAUAAUAGUAUGCAGACAGAAGAAGAUAUGCGUUGCAUGAAAAUUAGCACGCAGAGAGCGCAUCAGCAAGUGAUCACCGUCCUCGAUAGCGAUCAUGGACACGUUAUAACGGGUAGUCAGGAUCAUAUCUUGAAAGUAUAUAGUUUAGAGGAUCAGCGACUUGAGCACACUUUGCAUGGGCAUUCGGGCCCGAUAUCGUGCCUCUUCAUUGACAGAAUAAGUUCCUCAACAUUCGGUAGUGGGUCCCAAGAUGGGUCAUUGUGUGUAUGGGAUCUCAAUGGGACAGGAACAUGCGUGUAUAGUAUUCAAGCCCAUGAUGGUGCUAUAGCUGCUGUCACGUGUUCCGUGUCAUAUGUAAUAAGUAUCGGAACGGAUGAGAGAUUGUGCGUCUGGGAACGUUUUCAGGGUCACCUACUGCAUACGCUGCCGGCACAUAGAGCGGCUUACAGCUUACAACUAGUAAUGCUGACGCAUCAUCUUCUUAUAACCAGCAAUCAGGGAUCAUUAGUGGUCUGGGACGUAAGAACGGGUGAACCCGUACGGGAAGUGAGAUUGGGUCAUAAAGACAGUUGCAUUUUCGUGAAACAGAUGCUGGCGCUGAGAGAUAGCGUUGUUUGCGACUUUGGUCGGCAGUUGAGAAUAGUCAGAUUUCCUCUGGUCUCUGAUAAGAUGGACUAAAUUCUCCGUAUGCACAUGUACAUAGUCGUUUCUCCUUGUCUAACAUUAUCACUCUAGAGAAGGAGAGAGAAAGAGAGAGGAAUCUUACAUUUCCUUUUUCUUCUUUUUUAGUCUACGCCUUAGAAAUAUAGAUUUUUAUACGACGUAUAUCUUACAUUCUCUGAAGAGUGAUGCAUAUUUCCAACAUGAGCUCGUGUCUCCGACCAUGUUAAACCAUUUUAGAACGUACAACUUUGCAAUAUCUCUCUAACGGAAAUACAUUUUUUUAUUUAACAUGACGUUAUAUCGCGUUCUUCGAUUUUUAUUGACAAACUGUCAACAUUAAUAGCAUUGAACAUGCAGUGAAAGAACUGAAGGAACGAUACGUUUAUAAUUGUAAACGUAUUCCUCAGAAUUUUGUUUCUUACAUUGAUGAAACCAAAAAAAUGAUCUAAAAUUCCGAGCGCUGAGCAAUUGUGUAAUUUCUCUUCGUUUAUUAUUUUUAUAUGUUUAGUGGCUGUGCUUUAUUUUGGAAUGUCUACUAGCUUUUUUGUUAUAUAAUGUAAAGGCUCUUUUAUUUAAACACCCCUUUUUUACGUUUCUAUAAGUAACAUCGUGGUAACGUACAAUGCAUGCAUUUGUUAAAACGGUGCUUUCUGAAGCUUAAGGCAAUCUAGCUUUUGAGAAAGCUGAUAUUUCUAACAGCAAAUUCGGCAAUGAUACAAUAAUUAUAAAAAUAUUACAUCAGAUAGUUAUGUUUUUACGUGAUAAAAUCGGUCCUAAAUUUUUGUAUCUAGUAAACGUUGAAGUUAGGAGUUCGUGUAAGGGUCAUAGAAAUUAUAGUCAUAGAAGUCAUAGAAAUUACGAAAUUUGUUCUUGACUGUUGAAAUCAUUAAAUCCUUUGAUAUAAUUUAUUUAUUAGAAUAUUGUUUUUCGCUGAAGUUUUCAUCUGUGAGUAUUUUCGUAGAAAAACAUUAUAUUUCAUAGAUGAAAUGAAGAAUGACCGACGUGAUAUACGUUAGGUUUUGAAAGUGCCUUUAUCAUAUCCGUCACUUCCAUUUUCUUAGCGAAAAAGUGGGUGGUAUAAUAAAUGUGAGCGAUUAUGACAAAAAGAGGUCGAAAUAACUUUGUUCCUCAUUACACGGUACAUAUUUAAGUAAAUCUGAUUUGAAAGGAAGAUUCGUUUUCUACUGAAUGUUUAGAAGCUUACGAUAUGUGUCUCGCUUAUAUUUAUGUAAUGACGUAGCGUGUCUAUUACCUUUAAAUACGAAAUGUUUGUUCUAACUACUGUUAUCUAACUAUUGUUAAAUUUAAUUGAACAAAUUUUAAUAUCUUAAAUUCAUUAGAGAGAAAUUUCGGAAAAAUUUUAUUUAAAUAUAUAUUGUGUCGAUCGACGUUAUGAUAUAAUUAAUUUAUUCACGGCUGAAGUUAAUUCAUAUAUAUAUAUAUAUAAUUAUAUUUAAAAGUUUCUUUUUUCCAGUUGUCUUCAAUCGUUCAACUGGAUAUCUCAGGUCUGUUACCUGAACUGCCUGAACUGGUACAGACUGAUACAAUUAGAAUGAAACAAAAUAGAUUUGUCAUGCUCUAACUUCUUGCACCAGUGAACACCAGUUCAGACAGUUUAGCUAAAAAGAAUAGACCUCUCUGUUCAUCGUCAUCGCAUUCUCGCAUUAUUUUAAACAUACUCGCGACAUACAUUUCAGUUUACAUAGCCUCUUAGGAACAACUCCUUAGAAACGGGGAAAUUCUUACUUAGAAUAAUGUGACGUGCUUUUUUAUCUUAUACGCGAACUAUUUUAUAUACAAUAGUGUGCAACGUUUGAGGAUCAGCAUGUACAAGUAUGCUUCUUUUUUGCUUUACUUAACACAGCAGCUGUCCCGAUUUGUCGGAUGCGCGUGGUAAUGGCACACAACUGAAAGUUCGAAGUUUGCUAAUCCAGUCAGCCCUUAGGAAGAACGUGCACCGCGAGUUAGGGAGUCUCGAUUUAUUAUAUAUAUUAUUCUACUUUCUCGCCGAUCUGCGGGAAAGCGUUGGCGACUGCGAUCUAACGGGUACGAUGAAUUCUGCUUGCUUAGUGCGCAUGAGAGAAAACUCGAGAUAAAACUCUUUUAGGUUUAAACGCAUGUACGUUGAUCUUCUUCCUCGAGAGGACGCGAUGCUCUCAUAGUAAAAAAUCGCAGAUAGUGAAUUUUAAUCUGGGAGUAUGAUGGCGUAUCGGACAAUAACGAGGAUAACAAGUUAAUUGGACUUAUAUAUCCAGAUGUCGUUUGAUUUUCUUCUUAUCCGACUUAUUGUCUUAUUAAAAAUUAUUAUCGUCGAUGAAAGUAAUGUGCGAAUCUUUCACGAUGAACCCACGAAUUACCGUCAAGCCACUGCUCGCGGAUUAAUCGUAUUUUAGACUGAAUGUAUUAUGUGUAUAUAUAUAUGACUGAAUGUAUUGUGUAUGUAUAUGUAUACACACAUAUACACAACAGUUUUUAUUGAUAAAUAUUUUAUUUUCGGAUGUUCUAUGCGAGAGACUCUAGCGAAUCUGCGACCGUGAUCAUCGAGCCAUCGAGAGAUAGCAAAAGCGUAUAGACACAUAUAUUUUUCUUAAGCAACUUUCUACGUCACGAGACACCGCGUAAUUCGAUUGUAUCAAUAGGGAAAUAAACGAAGAGAAGAGAGUUUUCUAGGAUAGAAAGAAAAAGGGAGAGAGAGAAGAGGGGAAAAGACAGACGAUGUUACACCUCUAAUGGAACAUUAUCGCCUGACGAAGGAUUGUUUAGACAAGACAAGAAUCCAUGUGAUCUUUCUAUUUAUGUAAUUAAUUUAACGCAGGUACGAAUCGAUCAGAAAAAUGUAUUGUUCUAAAUAAAUUGUCAUCUUUAAUACA
Molecule: messenger RNA, 7844 nt
Organism: Odontomachus brunneus
Lineage: Eukaryota; Metazoa; Arthropoda; Insecta; Hymenoptera; Formicidae
Gene: SCAP
Product: sterol regulatory element-binding protein cleavage-activating protein
Exons: 13
Coding region: 991-4989 (1332 amino acids)
Biological process (GO): SREBP signaling pathway
Cellular component (GO): endoplasmic reticulum membrane; Golgi membrane
Molecular function (GO): protein binding; sterol binding
Source: RefSeq, a predicted model, not a curated record